This is a messenger RNA of Protopterus annectens (West African lungfish), 6584 nucleotides long. It is a transcript of the gene SHPRH, whose product is annotated as SNF2 histone linker PHD RING helicase. Gene Ontology annotation, biological process: DNA damage response; protein polyubiquitination; nucleosome assembly. Gene Ontology annotation, molecular function: DNA binding; ATP binding; ATP-dependent chromatin remodeler activity. Gene Ontology annotation, cellular component: nucleus; nucleosome. The record is from RefSeq and is a predicted model, not a curated record. The transcript has 30 exons. Bases 152 to 5500 code for a protein of 1782 amino acids. NCBI's taxonomy places the organism in Eukaryota, Metazoa, Chordata, Ceratodontiformes, Protopteridae.
CACAAUUUUUACGAAAAGGCUCAUUCAGGAAGUAACGCGAUGUUUUCAGCAUCCUCUGAUCAUAGCUUUAGAAAGUGGUAUAUAAGCUCAUGUCCGAUAUAGGAUUAUUAAAAGCAUCAAGUUACAUGCUGUUGUGCCAUUAAAAGGCAAAAUGAGCAGCAGGCGGAAAAGCGCUGCUCCAGUGAAGGUGGAUGAGGAAGCAAAGAAAAAGCUUUGCUGGAGCAUGCAUGAUGGCAUUAAGGAUGACUGUUUCACUUUAGACUCCCUACAGGAUGACUCCCUUCCUGGUCCUAGUUCAUUGUCUUCAUCUUUCCUAAUUGUACAGGAUGACACAGUAGAUGAAGAACUUAACUGCUCCAGGGAGCAGAGCUCCUCGAGUUUCUUACAGUUUGUCGAAGAUGGGGAAGAGUCCUACUCCAGUUUACCACCCGUUUCCAUUCUUUUAAAUCUCACUGUAUCUUCUAUGCCGAGUGACUGCUGGAUGGAAUUGUUGGGGGAAUUCAGCCUUGAACUUGUGUCAGGACAGCUACCCAUUGAGAACAUUAACAAAUGCACUUUCAGUUUGAAAAAAGCCAGCAUGGGUGGGAAGCUUCUGAAUUUGGCCCUUAGCAAAGAGGAAGAUACAGGUGUUGAAGACAAUGAGCUGUAUGAAACAUUAAACAGUCAUGGUGAACUUUACUCCGUUGAAUGUUCCCUUAGAAUUUCAAUACUGGAAGAUUUUAUGUGGCUUCAAAAGAAACGGGUAUUGGGUUUGUACCACAGACAUUCUGAACGCUGUGAUGCUCUGAAGGUUGGAAUCUAUCUUCUAGAGUCUGGCCUGGCAAAGCCAAAUUUCCUAAGUGAAGCAUGUGGACGAAUAAGGAAAGCCAACCAGUUGAUUCAGAAGUUGAUGGAUUUUUUCUAUAAUUUUGAAAUUCCAGAUGUGUUGGAUGAAGAUGGAGAAGAAUCGGACAGGGAGCUGGAGAGGCAGAAUAUUGAAGAAUUGUACGACUAUGUGAGGUACUCGCACCAACAGGAUGUUAAUCGUCUGAGAGAAGAUGUUCAGCACCCUGCUCUGAUUCCUGUGCUGAGGCCUUAUCAGUCUGAAGCUGUAAGCUGGAUGUUGCAACGGGAACAUUUCAAGGGCAAGCCUACAAAUGACAAUAUGCUGCACUUUCUGUGGCGAGAGUUCACAACACCAGAGGGCACAGUGCUUUACUAUAACCCAUUUACUGGCAGCAUUAUACAAGAGCGUCCACUGGCUGGUCCUGAGUGGCCAGGAGGAAUACUUGCUGAUGAGAUGGGACUUGGAAAGACAGUGGAGGUUCUGGCACUUAUUCUGAUACACACUCGCCAGAACUUGACACAGGAUAUUCUAACACUGCCUGAGGGUCUGUCAGUUAACUACUUCAUCCCAGCCCCACCAACAGAAAAGGAAAAGAAGGUCAAAGAGAAGCAAGCUUGCCUUCAGCCAAAAGAAAAAGUAAACCAUCCAAGUUUGCGGGUGAUGAUCUUGACAGCUGUUAAAGAAAUGAAGGUCAAGCAAAGUGUUUCUAUCAAAGCAAUCUUCAAGUACAUUGGUACCAUAUAUAAUUAUAAUGUACAGAGGAACCUCCGAUUCCUAAAAAAGACAAUGGAGAAGUUAAUUUCAGAGAAAGUCCUAGAACAAGUAACAGGGCAUGGGAUGAUGGGAUCAUUCAGACUGGGAAAGAACAACAAGGAAGUGAAGAAAUGCACUGGAACCGCAAAGCAAGUAAAAGAAAGUCAGAGCCCUUCUAAUGCCAACGUCAGAAAAAGUCCUAGAAAGUCAUUGCCUAAUGAUGCUGUUGACAGUAAACCUGAGGCAACACUGGAGAGGCCAACUCAAAAUGAGCUAAGUGAUGGCAAAAUAUUACAGGACUGUAAUUUUAGUGACCAUGACUAUUGCAUGAGCAGUGAAAUAGCAGAGCAUAAUGUAGUGGAAAAGACAGAUGUUAAAAGUGAGGACUUCACAAGUUCUGCUGCUGUUAAAAGUGAAGAUGAUGGGAAAGAGAAAGGAGUUGAAAAUGCAAAUGUUUGCAUUAUCAGUCAAGAAAAUGUUGUUGACAACAAGAAAGAUGAAAAAGAUAAUUUAGAAUGCAGUGUCAGUAAGGAGCAUGCUGUUGUAUGUGUCACUGAAGUUGAAAAUACUAGUUUAGAAUACGACAUCAUUCAUGAGAAUAUUGCUGGCCAUGACAUGGAAACUGCAAAUGCUAGUUUAACAUGCAUCAGCAGUAAAGAAUAUGCUGACGGCCAUGACAUGGAAGAAUCAAAUAUAUCUGCUACUGAAGACUGUACAGAAAGUUCUAAUGAUGGGGGCAGAGAUGUUAUUGAAAAUCCAUUAGUACAGUGCAUUGGACCUGAUAAGGGCCAACCUGCCACACAGCACACACCAGUUUUCCCCUUCAGUACUGCAGACUAUCGUUUUGAGUGCAUCUGUGGUGAUCUUGGCUUGGUGGAUUACAAAGCUCGAGUACAGUGCUUGAACUGUCAGCUGUGGCAGCAUGCAGAAUGUGUCAACUAUAAGAAAGAAAACCUGGGAACAAUGGCUUUCUACUGUCCACACUGUCUUGUGGCUAUGAAACCAGUGUCCACUGGCGCUACACUGAUCAUCUCUCCAAGUUCUAUAUGCCACCAGUGGGUAGAGGAGAUAAACAGACAUAUCAGUUCUUCUUCACUUCGAGUACUGGUGUACCAAGGUGUAAAAAAACAUGGCUUCCUGCAGCCUCAUCUCUUGGCAGAACAAGAUGUGGUUAUCACAACGUAUGACAUUUUACGUAGUGAACUUAACUACGUGGAUAUCCCUCACAGUAACAGUGAGGAUGGGCGUCGGUUCCGGAACCAAAAGCGUUACAUGGCUAUUCCAAGUCCCCUGGUUGCAGUAGAAUGGUGGCGAGUUUGCUUGGAUGAAGCGCAAAUGGUAGAGUGCACUACAGCAAAGGCUGCUGAAAUGGCAUUACGUUUAAGUGCUGUCAAUCGUUGGUGUGUCACUGGGACUCCUGUGCAGAGAGGAUUAGAAGAUUUAUAUGGAUUAGUGCUGUUUCUUGGUGUUGACCCUUACUGGGUCAGACAUUGGUGGGAUCAACUUCUAUACCGACCUUAUUGCAGGAAGAACCAUCACCACCUGUAUAACUUGAUUUCCAAGAUUAUGUGGCGGUCAGCAAAGAAGGAUGUUUUAGAUCAGAUUCAGAUUCCUCCUCAAACAGAAGAGGUACACUGGCUACACUUCUCACCCGUGGAAAGGCAUUUCUACCAGCGUCAACAUGAUGUGUGCUCCCAAGAUGCACUGGUAAAACUAAGGAAAAUUUCUGAUUGGAGCUUAAAGCUAAGCAGUCUUGACAGGAGAACAGUGAGCACUAUUUUAUAUCCAGUUUUAAGGCUCAGGCAGGCCUGUUGCCAUCCCCAGGCAGUUCGAGGAGAGUUCCUACCAUUACAGAAAAGCACUAUGACCAUGGAGGAGCUGUUGAAAUCUCUUCAGAAGAAGUGCAGAACUGAAUGUGAGGAAGCACAUCGACAGCUAGUGUGUGCUUUGAAUGGUUUAGCUGGUGUCCACAUCAUCAGAGCUGAGUAUACCUGUGCAGCAGAACUAUACAGAGAAGUGUUGCGAUCUUCUGAGGAACACAAAGACAAACUCAAGACAGAUUCUCUGCAGAGGCUGCAUGCUACUCACAACCUAAUGGAACUGCUAGAAGCAAAGCAUCCAGGGAUCCCACCAACUCUGCGAGAUGAUCGACUGAAGGAAGAGGCUGAGCAACUUCAAAAGCACUACAUGAGCAAAUCAGAUGCUGAAGUUGCAGAGGCACAUCAGGCCUUGCAGCCUGUUCUGCAUAGUAUCAGAGAACUACACCGAAAGGUACACCCCGGUUCUCCCUGGUGGCUGGAUAUCAUCCAGUGUGCAGUGCAGUAUGCCAUUGAUGAAGAACUGGUUCUCCGUGUGAAAAAUGAACUUACGAGCAACUACAAGCAACAGAGUAGCAAACUUACCAUGGGAGACAAAUUUCAUGAUUGUAGGGGUCUGCAAUUCUUGCUGACAACACAAAUGGAUGAAUUGAAGAAAUCUCAGAAAAUAGUGAGAGAUGCCGUUAAGAAGUUGGAAGGCCCUCCCACACCAGAUGUUAUCCAGGCUGCUACUAUUUGCCAUCUCCGUCCAGUCAGGCUUCCACUUAACAACUGUGUUUUCUGUAAAGCUGAUGAACUUUUCACUGACUACGAAUCAAAACUGUUCUCUCAUACAGUUAAGGGACAGACUGCUAUUUUUGAAGAGAUGAUUGAAGAUGAAGAGGGGCUAGUUGAUGACCGUUUACCCACCACAAGCCGUGGACUUUGGGCAGCAAGUGAGACAGAGCGUGCUCUGAAAGCUGUGCUUUCAUUUUCAAAGACACACCGCAUGGAUACUUCACUGAUUGAAGAAGGCAAUGCAUUUAUGGAGCUCUUUGAAGCCUGGAAGAAGGAGUACAAGUUGCUUCAUGAAUACUGGAUGGUACUGAGAGAUCACGUCUCUGCCAUUGAUGAACUUGCAAUGGCAACUGAGCGUCUGCGAGUGCGUCAUCCCGAUGAGGCAAAACCAGCCCAGCAUGUCCACCAUAUUAUUGAACCCCAUGAGGUGGAACAGACUCGAGUAAAACUAUUAAAUGACAAAGCUGUGGCUACUUCUCAGCUCCAGAAGAAGCUUGGUCAGCUCCUCUACCUUAGAAACUUGGAGAAGUCCCAGGACAAAACAACCGGUGGUGUCAAUCCAGAACCCUGUCCAAUCUGUUCUCGUGAGUUGGGGAAGCAGUGGGCUGUAUUGACUUGUGGACAUUGUUUUUGUAAUGAAUGCGUGGCCAUUAUGGUAGAACAGUACAGUGUUGGAAUGCGCAGAAGUUCUAUUAAGUGUGCAAUCUGCAGACAGACAACAUCGCACAAAGAAAUUUCGUACGUAUUCACUGCUGAGACUGCAGAUAUGGAAGAGGAUGUUCCAGUGAAAGGAAGCCAUUCUACCAAAGUGGAGGCCGUAGUCAGAACCCUGAAGAAAAUUCAACUAAAAGAUCCAGGAGCCAAGGCUUUGGUUUUCUCUACUUGGCAAGAUGUGUUGGAUAUCAUUUCAAAUGCUUUAACUGAAAACAACAUGGAAUUUGCCCAGAUUAAUGGAAUACAUAAGUUUCAGGAAAAUCUUUGCAUGUUUAAAUAUGAUCCUGCAAUCAACAUUCUGCUGCUGCCCCUUCAUACUGGUUCUAAUGGGCUGAACAUUAUAGAAGCUACCCAUGUCUUGCUGGUGGAACCCAUAUUAAAUCCAGCUCAUGAACUCCAGGCAAUAGGACGAGUACACCGCAUAGGACAAACACGGCCUACAUUUGUGCACAGAUUUCUGAUAAAAGCAACAAUAGAAGAAAGAAUGCAGUCCAUGCUUAAAACAGCUGAUAGAAGUCACAGCAGUUCAUCAAUGAAGCAGUCCGAAGCAUCAGCCUUGACUGUAGCAGAUCUAGCAGACCUUUUUACAGAGGAAAAUGAAGAACUUGAAUGAAGAUCCCCACCACUUGAUUGACAGAAAGACACAGAUGAUAUUUUUGCUGCAGCCACACAUGGCAACUAAGAGCAUCUAAAUUGCAAAGAAAUAAUCCAACAGUGUAUACAAAUGAAUCUGUAAACCAUCCUUUGCAUUGCCUUUCCUGCACUUUGUUUGCCAUUGUAGUCAUGACAGCAUUUAUGUGCAUGCAGAUAGGCUGGCCGAACAAUGAAGAAAAAUAUUUUUGUAGCAUCAUUUUUAAGAAGAUUUUCUAUUUAUUUAUAAAAGUUAUACUGUUGAUAUUUCUGAGCUCUGCUUCAGCAGUACAUAGGUUGACAUAUGCGGGCUGAUUCACACUGUAUUUGUAUAGUUUGAUUCAGCCUGUAUUUUAGCUUUACAGUGCAGUUGUCUGGGGACCAAGUUAAUAAUACCCAUUUGUUAUCCAGAUAGUCCCUUUUCAGAGGCUACCUGGGAAUAAUGUCUGGUUAAGUGACUUGCUCAAGUUCACACAGUUAGCAAGUGAGGGCUGAGAGAAUUAAACCCUGUACCACAGGAACUACAACUCACAGCCUUAACCCUCUGCACCAACUGUCACAUAGUUGAAACCAUUUCAUUACUGAAGUUCCAGUCUGUUCCAGAACCACUAGCUUACUUGUUAUUGUUUGGCUACUCUUGUGUGAAUGAAAAAACAUUGCUUAUUUGACUGUAUAAACCAUUGCAUGAGAAACAUUUUAACAUGGAUGUGAUUCAUAGGCACUGGCUAAGGGAGUGCAGUUACUAUUGUGGAGUAACCACCUUAGAACUUGGAGAGAUGUCUGCUGUCCUGCUGUUGGGGAGUCCAGUCACCACUGUAGGGAAAUCACUGUAGAACUUUGGGAGAGAUUUCUGUUGUCCUGCUGCAGCAGCUUUUGUUUGUUAGAAUCUGUAAAUGGCCAAACAUAGGCUGCCCCUUUCUUAGCAGGGUUAGUACUGAUUGCAUAUACUGAAUGGUGGUAAAAGAUUGUCACCAGAACUGACAGAACAGUAACUGCCAUCAGCAUACCUCUCAACCUGGAAACAUCAAAAAUCUGGACAAGGCCCAUGAAAAAUAGGUACAAAUCUG